AUGCUGCGUAAGUACGCUGCAGAUUGUGAGAUCCACGUAGGUUGUGCACCGGCAUCGUCACAGUCAUAUUAUCUGUGUCGAUUUGACGCGACAUCGGAUAUUCGAUUCGAUGCGAAUCUGCUGAUUUGUUUGUUCUUUUGCGGUACACUCAUUGAUUUGGAUGAAGAUAUUUACGCAGUGCCGAAACUAAGGUAUUUCUUCAAUUUCGUACGACUUUCAUAG
Messenger RNA from Haemonchus placei, 222 nucleotides. The record is from the annotation of a GenBank genome assembly. Lineage: Eukaryota; Metazoa; Nematoda; Chromadorea; Rhabditida; Trichostrongylidae.